AUGAGUGACUCUCCAAGUUCGAUUCCUUCUUUAUUUUCUGGUGAAGACACCUCGAUUGAAUAUAUUCUUGGCUAUCUGCAUAAAAAUGAGUCUCGCGGAGUCCAGGAUUUUCUUAUAAACAGACUCUAUGAUUUUCCAUCCGAUCAAGUCGUCAAUUUUUUACCACAGCUCGUCAACAUUUCGAUACAAAGAGAAGAUUGCGAGUCAUAUACAUCUUUUUUCCUUGACACAGCAAUAAAAAACCACUUUUUUGCUGUCAAGCUGUACUGGCUGCUACAAGCGAAUUUAUUAGAUUGCCAAAAUCAAUUUGUAAAGAAGCUUGAGCAUAUCAUUCACAGCUUGGAAAAAGCUAUAGUAGAUGGUCAAAGGCAUAGAAGAAGUUCUGGAUAUCAGCCACCUCAUUUAUUUGCACUAAAUAUAGCUGAGACUGAGGAAGAAUUACUAAUUCAUAAGAGAGCAAGAGCUGACUCCCCCUCUUUUAAGAGAAAUUGAAAAUCUUGCUUUGCAAAUCUUUAAAAGAAAAAUUUAUAAAUUAUGUUAAGAAUGAAAAUAUUAUUAGUCAGAGGUCUUAUUAUAGCAAUUAUUAAUUAUAAAUAAAAAUAUUUUAUACAUUAAAAUGGCAUGGAAAUCCAAAAACCCUCUUGACACGUGCAUCUGGUUCCUUUAGCACAUCGGGAUAGGCCACGGGAAAGGAGGCUGGUGUUCGGAAUUUAUAUCCGGCCAAGCCGUACUUGGUUUGGUAAAGCGUAAUGUUAAGGCACUUUACUCCAUCCAGAUCAAUAUUUUUUGCCUCAGAGGAAAUGGUCCGAGAGCUGGAAAGGGAUUUCCCAGCAGAGCUACAGAUAAGCUUUAUUGCAUAUCGGGACUGUUCUCCCAGUGUGGACCAGAAGUUUUGCCCUGGGCUUCAUAUUUCCAUUUUUGCCAAGAGUCAAUUAGAAAAUUCAAGCAUUUUGAAUUUUCUAUAAAGGGAUGCGCGGCAACCCAUUCACCAACCAUAGCAACUGCAAGCCUCAUCUCAGUAGAAGCAACCUUUGUGAGAUUGUGCGCGAACUGGCAAGCAGGUGAAGGAAACUUUACAGGUGGAGGUAGUCCUUCGGGAAAUACAAUGGGCUUUUUGAUAAGCAUAAUAACGAAUUAAGAAUUAUUAAUUCUACAUAAAAGUAUUUUAAGUUAAAAAUUUUUUUGCUUUAAAGGUUUUUUUUCUAUGUUUUUGAUUGCUAUUAAAGUGGAUAGAGUGAGUAUUUCACUGAUCAGCAUAAACUCGCAAAUACUUUGGCAAAAAUUUCGAUAACAUUAAUAGGAGUUCCGAACGAUGAAAAAGACUCAAUGCUUAGGGCAUAUAUUCUAGGUUAUGUAAGCAUACAUACUUUAUUAUUAAAAUACUCGUAACUAGCUUUUAAUUAAAUUUAGGAAAUUAUAUCAUUAUUAUUAAAAAUUAUUUUCACUUGAAAAGAGAUAUACAAAAUGUCGAUACUUGAAUAAAAGAUACAAGAUUUUGAUAUAAAAGAUCAGAGAAAUCCUUAUAUAUCCAAAGAAUCUACAGAGGAAUCGUGCUUCCUAUCGAAUUUCAAGGCUCCGAUUCAAAAAUUGAGCAAAUUGUUAGCAUUCCCAGCGAAGAAAGCAAAUGUUUCAAAACCAAAGCAAGAGUUCCAUAUAAAAUUAUUAUAGAAACCAUCGAUAUCAAUGAAGAUGAUUUGAACGAAACUGAGCCCGCAUCUCCUCAGGUUGCCCCAAAAUCUGAGAUAAUUGAAGGUCUAAAUGUUGAAGACCUGGAAAGCUCAUUAAUUGACAAAAAUGAAGCAAGAUUUGCUGGUUUUGAAGAGUAUGCAAGAAAGGCUAGACCUGACAAAGAAGACAGACAAGAUGUUAUUUCAAUGGCUGGAUCUGAUGGUUCUGAAGAAACCCCAUGGGGAGAAAGCUGAGAAGAAACCAAAGCAAGGCUUCAAGCCAGUUCAGCAUUCGGUUAUUAUAAAUCCUGAAAUGCCAGAGCAGUUAUAGUAAAAGGACAUGACGACUUAAGACAAGAACUCUUAGCAAUGCAGAUUAUCAGAAAAUCAAAAGAAAUCUUCCUUGAGGCUGGACUAAGUAUUUAUUUAAGGCCUUAUGAUAUCUUGAUAGUUUCACACAAUUCAGGAUUAAUUGAAUGUGUUCCUGAUGCUGUAUCAUUGCAUAGUAUUAAAAAAAAUACUAAAAAUUAUACAAAUUUAAGAGACUUUUUUGCAAGGACCUGGGAUACAUCAUUUGAGGAAGCUCAAAGAAAUUUUGUGGAGAGCAUGGCAGGGUAUUCAUUAGUAUGCUAUAUUUUGAAUUUAAAGGAUAGGCAUAAUGGAAAUAUUUUGCUUGACUCUAAAGGUCACAUUAUUCAUAUCGAUUUUGGAUUUUUUUUGACUAAUUCUCCUGGUGGAAACAUUAACUUUGAGAGUGCUCCAUUUAAAUUAACUAAAGAAAUGAUAGAUGCCAUGGGAGGUUAUGAUAGCGAAAUGUAUGUAUAUUUUAAAGUUUUGCUAUUCCAAGGAUUUUUGGCUUUGAGAAAGCAGUUUGAUAAGCUAAGACUUUUAUUGGAUAUGAUGAAGCAUACAAAUUUCCCAUGUUUUAAACACCCGUCAAGAGCCAUUUCGGAUUUCAGGUCAAGGUUUCAGCUUAAUUUAAAUGAAGAUCAAUGCUUGUCGUUUAUAAAUGAUUUAGUAUUAACCGCCGCUGAAAACUGGAAGACAGUGAAGUAUGAUUCUUUCCAGAGAUUUACAAAUGGAAUUUUGCCUUAG
Molecule: messenger RNA, 2762 nt
Organism: Blepharisma stoltei
Lineage: Eukaryota; Ciliophora; Heterotrichea; Heterotrichida; Blepharismidae
Source: the annotation of a GenBank genome assembly